Messenger RNA from Fusarium vanettenii 77-13-4, 1593 nucleotides. RefSeq lists its product as uncharacterized. NCBI's taxonomy places the organism in Eukaryota, Fungi, Ascomycota, Sordariomycetes, Hypocreales, Nectriaceae. The record is from RefSeq and is a predicted model, not a curated record. The transcript has 4 exons. The coding region runs from base 1 to 1593 and encodes 530 amino acids.
AUGGCUCCAGAAAGGGAACAAAGCCCCCCCGACUUGGAGCACAGAGCCCGGCUCUCCAUGUUCUUCCCUGGUGACUUUACGGUGCCAUGGGUUGGCGACAGCCCAACCAUCGAGACGAGGCGUCAAUACAUUGACGCAUACCUGAACUGGCUCCUGCCAUGCAGUGAGCUUCAUGAGGCAGGGGAAUACGAGAGGGCUCUCCGCCGACGGGCAGAGAAGAUAGUCGUUGCGCGAAAAAUCGCGGGCGGCACGACCAGGUUGAGGGAGGACUUCUUCGAGUACUGUGUUGACUGUGUCUAUUGGAACGUUUGGCUCUGUCGUCAUAUGGCCCCGAAUAUCCCCGUGUGGCCUUGGGGUCUGCCGGAGGAGAACCCUCAAGACAAGUGGUCGGCUACGUUUGCCACUCUGGCCAGCACCGACGAGGUCAAGGCCAUGGCGAAGGGAUGGGUGGAGUCCCAAGGGGGAGAGAUGCCAUCCAACGAGUCUUCUCAGCAGUUUAACCUGUCCAAUGCUUUUCUGGUACUCGCACAGAAGGCCGAGGGCCUCCGUGUCGUCAAAGCCCAUGAUAUGCCAGCCUCGACAGUGGCAGUACUGGCAGCUUCACUGGCAAAGGAGGAGCAUCGCGACAACCUCCAUCGUUUCCAGGGGCAAGCAAGGCUGUAUACAUGGUUUUGCCUUAGCGAGGUCUACGAGAAAGGAGACAAUGUCGUCAACGCCAUUGAUCCGCAUGGGGCAGGCUGUGGGGAUCAUGGACAAUAUAUCCCAUCCUUCACGACGACUCCUACUAACCCGGGCAAGCCCACAGGACAGGCGCCAGUUGCGGCUCCUGGUGGCAACAAGCCUAGGAACAAGAAGAAGUUCCAGGCAAAGCCAAAGGCUCCCCAUUUUGUGGAGGCCAACAAGCCUGAGCCGUUGGAAGCAUCCAUCGCCAACCAGGAGAAGCCAUCCUUCGCCGCCACCAUUGGCACUUACUCUGGCUCCAAGCUUGGCCCUCCCAAGGGCAUUGAAGACUCGAUUUGGGCGCCUUCUGGUUCGGCUUCAAAGGCCGCGGCCAAAUCCAUGGCCCUUCCCCCCGUGGCUCCCAGACUCGUGUCUACUCAGCCAGUGGCAUCCAUACCUGCGGUAGCCAGACCCAGGCCUGUGUCAGCCCAGCCAGCAGCAUCCAGGCCUGCGUUGGCCCCGGCUCAACAGGCUGUGGAAACAAAGCCCAAGAGUGUGUGUAGCCUGUCAGAAAUGGCUAUGGCACUUCCUUCGCUCCAGCCUACUAACCAAGGCCAGUUUCUAACGGUCAAGGGGUUCCGACACCAAGGGCAGCUGUGUCCCGAGCCAUCCUAUCAGCCGCCUGAUCGUGCGCAUCGCGAAAAGGCCUGGCGCUUGGCUUUACCGUGGCUGCCCAUACCCUCACAAGGAGAGCCAUUCAGAAUUGAGCUCUCAGGGCAGAUGGAUUUUGUUUUCCUUGUCUGGGGCCCCAAUUGUGCGCACUGGAAGUACAUCCAGGAAAACUUCGUGGAUUCAUCCCUCAGACAUUUGCGAAGGGAAACAGAUAACCGAUCCCACCCGACAAAGCAAGCCUCGAGGCCGCCGACCGCAUGA